Messenger RNA from Aethalodelphis obliquidens (Pacific white-sided dolphin), 4957 nucleotides. RefSeq names its product MEFV innate immunity regulator, pyrin (gene MEFV). The record is from RefSeq and is a predicted model, not a curated record. Lineage: Eukaryota; Metazoa; Chordata; Mammalia; Artiodactyla; Delphinidae. Gene Ontology annotation, molecular function: zinc ion binding. The transcript is spliced from 9 exons. Bases 147 to 2351 code for a protein of 734 amino acids.
CCCUUCCUCAAAGACUCAUCCACCACUAUGCAGUCCAGCCCAAGUCAGUGAGAGCUGGGUGCUGAUGACCAGGUGUCUGACAAGGCAUUGAGUCCUCCCAGCUGGAAAAGCCUCUGAAUCUGUAAGAAAGAGAACACAAACCAACAAUGACAUACUCACAGCCUUACUCUCAGUUCCCACCAAAACACAGAGCAUUUCCUGUGCCUUUUCCGUUAUUUCACAAGCUGCUUCUUAGUCUCCCUCUGGGCUCCAGGACAGACAGCUGCUUCUCCCCUCAGAAGCCAGACAGUUGCCUCCAGCCUCUCCUGGUCAAUGCCAUGGCCAAGACCCGUAGUGACCAUCUGCUGUACUCCCUGGAAGAGCUGGUGCCCUAUGACUUUGAGAAGUUCAAGUUCAAGCUGCAGAACACCAGCCUGGAGAAGGAGCACUCCCGGAUUCCCCGGGGCCAACUCCAGACAGCCAAGCCAGUGAAGCUGGCCACUCUGCUGGUCACCCACUAUGGGGAGGAGGACGCCGUGCGGCUGACCCUGCAGGUCCUGAGGGCCAUCAACCAGCACCUUCUGGCAGAGGAGCUCAACAGUGCAAUCGGCCCAGGGUGUCAGGUAAAAGAAAGUGACACAGACAGUUCAGCAAUGUCUGGUUCCUCUGGGGAGAUUAAGCCCAAGAGUCUGAAGAUACCAGAUGGCCUGGAAGGUGACAAGCAGCGACAAAGUGGUGAUGGGGCUGGCUGCCCACCAUCCAUCCAGCCCGAGGCUGGAAGGGGGCCCCAGAAGAAGCCUCUGGGCAAACAGAGAGAUCAGAAAGGCUCUGAGCGCCUGGAUGUGCAGGGCAAGCCAGGGGCCAGGAACACAACUCUGUCUUCCAAGAGAAGCCCCUUUCCCAGCAAGCCACAGGGGGAGAAGGGGAGCAAUGUGGGGGUCAGGCUGCGCAGGAACGCCAGCUCUGCAGGAAGGCUCCAAGGACUCUCCAGUGGGUCGUUUGCUGGGUCCCUGGGAAGGAGAGAAUUUAAGAUAUCUGAAGCAUAUUUACCUUCAGGAAAGAAGCGACCCAAAAGUCUUGAAUUUACUAUUUCUUCAGGAGAGACAGAACCUCUCAACCCAGAAACUCUUCUGCUUCAAGAGAAAAUGAGAUGUGAGAAUCCAGGCUCAGCAGCCACUCUGAACACAGGGGCUACUGUGGCUGCAGAGAAAGGAUCCAGGAAUCCAGAACACGCCAUGACUCUGGAGGGGGUAGCACUCAGGAAUACACUUUCCAGUGUAUCGUUGGCUGGAAAGAAGAUCUGGGAGCAUCCAGAGUCCACAGUACCUGCAGAGAAGAGUGGAACUGAGGCUCCAAAGACCUCUAAGGCCUUGGAGGAGGUGGUAGGUGGUAUGCUCCAUGAUUCUUCAAAUCCAGAAGUCCCUCCAUCUUCAGGGAGACUGCAGGACAAGGCUGUGUGUCCCCUUUGCUGUGCCCAGGAAGGAGACCCGGUUGGUGGCAGCUGCGUGCAUGUUUCCUGCAGCUGCCCCGUUGCUUCUAGGGAUCCUGAGGUCUCACGUGGCUACUCAUCCAGCUGCCCUCAGUGCCAGGACUUGCUCCCGGGGAAGAGCCAUGGAAGCCUCGAGUGGCAGGAGGGCCUGCAGAUGGCCAGCCUGAGCCCCAAGUCCCUGCCACAGUGUGGGCGUCACAUGAAGCAGGUCCAGCUGCUCUUCUGCGAGGACCACGGGGAACCCAUCUGCCUCAUCUGCGGGCUGAGUCAGGAGCACCGAGGCCACCGGGUUCGCCCCAUCGAGGAGGCCGCCCUGGAAUACAAGAAACAAAUUCAGAAGCAGCUGGAGCAUCUGAAAGAGUUGAGAAAAUCUGGAGAGGAGCAGAGAUCUCAGGGGGAUAAGAAGACAGCAAACUUCCUGAAACAAGCUGAAACCCAGAAGCAGAGAAUCCAGUACCAGUUGGAGCAGUUAUGCCAGUUUUUAGAGCAGCAAGAGCAGCUCUUUGGGGCCUGUCUGGAGGAGCUGGGCCAGACCAUUGGCCAAGUCAGGGAGACAUAUGGCACCCGGGUGACAGGGGACAUCGCCCUUCUCGACAAGCUGAUUGGGGAGCUGGAGGCCAAGCAGUGCCAGCCAGAAUGGGAGCUUAUGAAGGACGUCAGAGUCACCCUGCACAGGGCCAAGAAGGUGACUGUCCCUGAGCUGUGGGCCACCCCUCCAGAGGUGAAAGAAAAGAUCCACCUGCUCUACCAGAAAUCAGAGUUUGUGGAGAAGCGCAUGAGGCACUUCUUGGAAACCCUGCGUUCAGAAAUGGAAAUGUUCAACGUUAAUGUGAUUCUGGAAGCAGAAGCUGCCCACCCCAACCUCAUCUUUCAUCUUCUCUGAUGACUUGAAGAGUGUGAGACUUGGAAAAAAAGUGGGACCGUCUACCUGCUAGUCCAGAAAGAUUCUAUAGCUGAAUCAUUGCCCUGGGCUCUCUGAGUUUGCUCUCUAGCUGCCAUUACUGAGAAGUGAAGGUGGGAGACAAGACAGGGUGGGUCCUGGGUGUCUGCAAGGCAGCCACGAGCAGCAAGGAGAAUAUGGCUCUCUCACCAGAGAAUAGUUAUUGGGUAGAAAUGAUGAUGAAGUAAAAUGAGUGCCAGGCGUCCAACUUUCCCUCCACCCGGAUGAGGGAGCCCCCCCAGGCAUGUGGGCAUCUUCCUGAACUACAAGACUGGGGACAUUUCCUUUUACACUGUGACAGCCAAAUCCCACAUCUCAACAUCCAUUGGCUUCUUUUCCUCUGGGCCCCUUCAACCUAUCUUCAGCCCCAGGACACAUGAUGGAGAGAACAUGGAUCCUCUGAAUAUCCGUCCAGUGGGUGGCCAGGGGCCUCACUGAGUAUCCAACACUUUGCAUCUUUCUUCAGGCUCCUGCCCUGUAUCUUGAAUCCAUACAUUCAACAGUCAUUAUUGAACACCUACUGGGUUCCAGCUGCUGUGGGGAAUAUAAUCAAUAAGAGAAUAGGCCCUGUGCUCAAGGAGCUUAUGGAACAGAAGCAGAAGCAAGCUGGGUAAACAAAUAUUGGUAAACCAAGGGUAAAGAGAACACAUGUAUUGAUGACAUGCCAUGGAUUUCAGAGAAGGAAGCACACAGCUGUUGCUUAAUAAAUCCUUGUAUGAAUUAGCACUCUAAGAUGCUUCUGAGACAGAGAGCCCACCCUCGUUUUCCCUCAGGACUCCAUGGCUAGGAUGUGUUCCCUCAUUCUAUCCUCCCUUUUGUUUUUUAUAAAUAAAAUUAUUUAUGAAUAAUAACAUCAUAGAGCUUACAUAGAUGAUCAUUAACCAUAACUUUUUAAUUUUACAAAUGAGAGUUUUGAGGCCUGGAAUUAAUGCAUUUUGUUUAUUUACUUAUUUUUCUACCAGUGUUUGGGGACUGAUUUUGGGCUAAAAGCAGCACCAGUUGCUGAGAUUACAGAGAGAGCAAGAUAAAACUUCUGCCUUUUAGUGAAAACCUUAACUGUAGUAAGGAUCUGAACAGUAAAUGUGUAAGCCCAGAGCAACAUAGGUACUAAAAUAUAAAUAUAUAUUGGAACAAUAUGUGAGCAUGUUACAAGUAGUAACUGAAUAGAGGAUUCUGAGAGAAUUUCACAGAGUACUUUAAGUGAGUCUUAAUGACUAAGAAUUAUUUUGAAAAGGAGUGGUGAAAAGGCAUUUUAAGUGAAGAAUGGCAUAUGAAGUGUCACAAUAUGAAGCAGCAUGAGAUUUACAAUUUAAAGUGCCUGAUGGGUUUUUGAUGGUAUGUCAGUGUGGUAUGAGAAUGGAAACUCAAGACUAAUAUUGUCAAGAGGCUUAUGCACUAUGCAUAGGAAUUUGGACCUCAUUGUGCUGUCAGGGAGAGCUAGUAAAGUGUUUCAGGGCGGCCAAAUAGAGGUUAAGUGGCUUGUUAUCAUUCACAGGAAGUAGAGUUCAAGUCAUGAUUGAAAUCCAAUGUUCUUAUUCUUAUUAACAAGUAGACUAUAAUAAGAGUAUAAUAUAUGAUAAUAAUAUUUAUUAUACAUUUACUAUGUGCUUAGUUCCACGUUUUUAUUUUAGUUAAUCAUCACCGUAAAGCUAUGGAAUAGAGAAGAAUUCUGCCUAGAAUGACUUGCUGAUUAUAAGUAGGAAAGAAUACUUUUGAGCCACUACGCUUUGAUCUUUGACCAAACCCUAUAUAUGUCUGCAGUUUCUAUUUGCCUGAGAGCUGGAAGAGUGAGUAAAACAACUAUACCUUUAUCACUUCAGGAAACUGAGCGAUUAUUCUGUGAAUUUGUAACAAAACCCAUUAAACUAUCAAGACUUCUCAGCUAGAUUAAAGUAGGUGGUAAGGGAAACAAAAUCGUUUAUGGACAGAAAAAGACCUUGAAAAAAAUCACAUGAACGCCUUCAGUAAGUCAUUACAUAGACCAAAACCAUGCCGAUGUCAGUCCAUAUCAUGCUGGAGCCACCACAGAGCAUCAGAGUUUAGGGUACAGGGAUGCAGGAAGAGAAUGUCGGCCUACAGGGCAACAGUGAAAGAUUUUAGCAUCCACCGAGGAGACGGGAUGAACCAUUUUGAGACUCUGCCAGGGGUAGGAGGGCUUUUAUAGGGUGAGAUUAAGACGACUUUGCUUGUAUUGUUUUCUCUAGUGGGUGUCUAAACUACUAUUAAUAAGAUCCAUAGUUUUGGUUGUAUUCUCCAAGGUUGCAGUGGAAAUCAGAAAGCUAUAAGACAGUUGAGUCUGGCUAAGUAAGAAAAUUACCAAUUAUACUCAGAAAAGAGGAAGCAGUAUGAGACCCUUAGUUAAGUGCUACAAAUAUGACUUCCUUUAGUUGAGCAUUUCUAUUUCAUUUAUUGUUAAAAAUGUCUUUUGAAGUCUCAAGAUGAAAAAUCACUUAGAAGCAGAAAUUUUUAGGGCUUCCCUGGUGGCGCAGUGGUUGAAAACCCGCCUGCCAAUUCAGGGGACACAGGUUAAAGCCCUGGUCCGGGAAGAU